Messenger RNA from Cheilinus undulatus (humphead wrasse), 939 nucleotides. Its product is annotated as olfactory receptor 52J3-like. The record is from RefSeq and is a predicted model, not a curated record. NCBI's taxonomy places the organism in Eukaryota, Metazoa, Chordata, Actinopteri, Labriformes, Labridae. Gene Ontology annotation, biological process: G protein-coupled receptor signaling pathway. Gene Ontology annotation, cellular component: membrane. The transcript has a single exon. Bases 1 to 939 code for a protein of 312 amino acids. Gene Ontology annotation, molecular function: G protein-coupled receptor activity; olfactory receptor activity.
AUGGAAAAUGAAUCAUUUGGUUUUAGAUCUGAGUUAACUCUGGACCCAUUUUCUAUCCCACCUGGAGGAAAGUACCCCAUAUUCUUUUUUGGUAUUGCAGUCUAUUUUUUUGCAAUUUUCUGCAACCUGACUUUGUUGACUCUGAUCAUUGUGAAGAAAAACCUUCACAAGCCCAUGUACUUCAUCCUGUUCAGUCUUCCCCUUAAUGAUUUGAUUGGGAUCUCUGCAAUGCUUCCUAAAGUCUUGUCAGACAUUGUUACUGAGUCCAGCAGAGUUUUCUAUCCUCUCUGUGUCUUACAGGCUUUUCUGCUGCACAUGUACGGUGGAGGGAUUCUGUUUAUACUCGCAGCCAUGUCUUUUGAUCGUUAUGCAGCCAUCUGCAUGCCGCUACGUUACAGCUCCAUCAUGACCCCCAGAGUUGUCGUCUUUAUCGUGUCUCUAGUUUGGGGUCUUGACUUUGUCCUGAUUGUUUCACUGUUCUCCCUGCAGACUAGACUUCCCCGCUGCAGGUCUGUCAUCAUGAAUGUGUUCUGCGAUAACCCCUCUCUGCUGAAGCUCACAUGUGGAAACACGAUGCUCAACAACAUCAUAGGACUGUUCACCACAGCUGUCAUGCAGGUUGUGAGUGUCUCUGUUCAGGUGUUUUCAUAUGUGAAGAUCCUGAUCACAUGUGUGGUUUCACGGAGGUCUGAAGCAAAAGCUAAAGCAGUCAACACAUGUGUGGCUCAGCUGGUCAUAAUCAUCAUAUUUCAGAUUGUAGGAAUGUUCACUAUUUUAUCUCACAGGUUCAAAAAUGUUUCGGCUGACCUGCAGAAGAUCAUGGGCAUGCUGAUAUUUGUUGUUCCUCCUCUCCUCAAUCCGCUUGUAUACGGCUUAUAUACAAGAGAAAUACGAAACACUUUACUCACAGUCUUAAAGAAGAGUAGAGUUUCUGCAUAA